ACGACGCAUAUGAGUCGGGUCGGUUACCAUUACCACUAUCCAUUAUCACUCAUCAUCGGAUCAACGAAAGAACGGUGUGAGUGUAACGAGCAACGAAGCGGUAGCAACAUAUUGCGAAAGAAAUUCGAUUAAACGUAGACGCUUUGAUCGAUUUAAAGAAGACAGAAUGUCGAGUGCAACGGACGAAUGCAAACUAAAGGGUGGUCAUCCUCCGGCAGUGAAGGCGGGCGGCAUGAGGAUAACCCAACAUAAGACGCCAAAGGACGAGCGCGAGACGAAGUCUAGCAAGGAUGUCGAAGAGAGCAGACCGUCUAGCAGUCCGCCAAAGACGAUAAUGAUUAGCGGUGUUCCAGCUAAAGGGAAUGCCGAUUUUCCACCGGAAGCUGUGCAACACUUUCAUGAGAAGCCUACACCGACGCAUGAUGCACGACUAGCGCACUAUUCGCGUCCCAUUAUCAUUCAACAGCCCAGAAAAUAAAUUGCAUUUUGCAAAUCAUACAUUGAACUUGUGGACCUCGAUCCGCAGAGUUAUCCGUUGAGUUUACGCGAGAGAGAAAAUUAUAAUUAUAUAAAUAAGGAAUAUAAGUGUGUGUGUAUAUGUAUAUAUACACACGCACACAUACAUAUGUAUAAGCGUACUUAAAAAUCUUUAAAAAAGGUUAAAAUCGAAGAAUUUGGAUCUCGUACAGUAGUUUUGCGCUGCUCGAUUCUUAAUCUUUUAACCGAUGAUUAUUAUUCCUUUUAUAACUAAUUAACUCUAUAUAUAUACACACAUACAUAGAGAGGACGUCCAAUAAUAACCGCAUAAUCUCUCGUAUGCAAGUAGAGCAGAUAAAACCGAGGAGCAAAAUCUUUUGCGAUUUUUGUAACAAUUAUUAAGAAAAUAAUUUAAAAAGAUCAAUUAUAUCGCGCGGUAACCUCCUUGGUUUUACCUGCUCUAUCUGCAUAGAUCAGUUAUUAUCGGACACUCAAUAUAUAUAGAGUUAGAUUAACUAUCGGUUAAGAGAGUACGAUUUCAUAUAUUUAGGUAUUAACCAUCUUGUGAGAGAUUACUAUAUUGUUAACAAUGAAAAAAGAAAGUUUAUUUUUUUGAACGCCAUAAGAUUCCUGCAUCGGCAUUUAAAGAGCUUUUGCGAGUAUAUUUUUAACUUGUUAUUAUUUUUAUUUUAUUAUUUCUUCUUACAGAGCGCUUACAGUUUGCUAUAAUUAGAUAUUGUUGUAACACAAUUACGCAACAUGAUCACUAUUUUUGGGACCAGUACAUACCGCAAUUCAUGAUAGAAUUUUUGCAUUUAGUUGCAUUUGCAACUUUGUGCAAUCUUUUUUCUUUUUAUUUUAAUAUCCACCUGACCAGAAGAAAUUCAGAACAUGUUAAUAUUAUUUUGAAUUUCAGGGAAUUGAAAUGUUUUGUUAAUGUAAAUAUCAAGACUAUAAAUGUCGAGUGAGAUUCGUAAUUGGCGACAGUUUGUAAUAACACUUCAGAAAGAAUAAAUAUUCGUAUAUAUACGAAACUAA
Molecule: messenger RNA, 1515 nt
Organism: Cataglyphis hispanica
Lineage: Eukaryota; Metazoa; Arthropoda; Insecta; Hymenoptera; Formicidae
Product: death-associated protein 1
Exons: 3
Coding region: 167-478 (103 amino acids)
Biological process (GO): negative regulation of autophagy; cellular response to amino acid starvation; apoptotic signaling pathway
Molecular function (GO): death domain binding
Source: RefSeq, a predicted model, not a curated record